Molecule: messenger RNA, 1842 nt
Organism: Ochlerotatus camptorhynchus
Lineage: Eukaryota; Metazoa; Arthropoda; Insecta; Diptera; Culicidae
Gene: qm
Product: quemao
Exons: 6
Coding region: 211-1170 (319 amino acids)
Biological process (GO): isoprenoid biosynthetic process
Molecular function (GO): prenyltransferase activity
Source: RefSeq, a predicted model, not a curated record
CUCCAGUGAAAGGUUCGAUAAUUUUUAUGCUAAAAUAAAUUUAAGGGCAACUACUUUUACGAUUUUUACAAUUAGUUGUAAAUAGCAGUGCGUUGGGUACCCCAAGACCACUUAGAACCUGCGCCGCUUCUUGUGAUCUCAACCCUUCCUCCAGGAAUCUCCUUGUGUGGUCGCAAUUGUAGGUGUAUUGUAGUGUGUUGUUUAUUCAGGAUGGCCAAAUUCGAUAUGGACGAGUUCAACGAGAUUCUGGAGAAGUGCCGGGAUCAAUCACUGCAGAAGGAACAAGAUGCGAUACUGCUGGAACCGUUUGCCUACAUCCAGCAGAUACCGGGAAAGCAAUUUCGUGCCAAGAUGGCACUGGCCUUUAACCAUUGGCUGGACAUUCAGGAGGAGAAGCUGGCCGCGAUCGGGGAGGUCGUUCAGAUGAUGCACAAUUCCAGUUUGCUAAUCGAUGAUAUCGAAGAUAACUCUAUACUCCGAAGAGGAAUUCCGGUAGCUCACAAGAUCUACGGCAUAGCGAGUACGAUCAACGCCGGUAACUACGUUCUGGUGUUGGCACUUGCCAAGGUUCACAGUCUGGGUCAUCCGAAGGCCCAACAGGUGGUAACCGAGCAGCUACUGGAGCUGCACCGAGGUCAGGGGAUGGAAAUCUACUGGCGAGACAACUUCAUCUGUCCAACCGAAGCGGAAUACAAACAGAUGGUGAUCCGAAAGACUGGCGGACUGUUCAUGCUGGCCAUCCGGCUGAUGCAACUGUUUAGUGAUAGCAACAAAGACUUUACCAAACUGACGGCCAUCCUGGGGCUGUCGUUCCAGAUCCGGGACGACUACUGCAAUCUGACGUCGAAGGAUUACUCGGACAACAAGAGCUACUGCGAAGAUCUGACCGAGGGCAAAUUUAGCUUCCCGGUGAUACACGCGGUGCUGAAUCAAAAGGAUCGACAGGUGUUGCAUAUUUUACGACAAAGAACGCAGGACGUUGAAGUGAAGCGCUAUUGCGUAUCCCUCUUAGAAAAGCUUGGUAGUUUUAAAUACACCGCUGAAGUACUAGAAAUGCUCGACAAUGAAGCUAGAGCUGAGAUCGAACGACUAGGCGAGAAUCCGAUCAUGCAAUCGCUAUUGGAUGAUCUACUCAGUUGGAAAGCGGUCGAUGCUGGUGAAGCAUCGUAAAACCACCGUUUCCUCCCUUCUGCAACCGCCAACCCUGUACCGAAUGAAUUGAAUCUUAAAUGUAGCAGUUCUAGAUCCAAACACACGACAAGCAAGAGAAGAACAAUUUCCACCACAAAGACGAUCUACUAGAAGACAAGAGCACUCUCUUUUGUUAUGAAUUUUUUGCACACCUUCACAUUUGGUACAACCAGAAAAGUGCGAUUCAGAUUUACUAUUCAGAAAAGAAAGUAUGAACUAUUUAUAUAUAUUUUCUGGUAAUCGUAUUACGUGGAUCGCGAGUAUAUUGUGACUAGCAUUUAUAGGAAAGGACAAAGUAAGAAUGGAGGGAGAUUUUCGUGGGAAGAAUCAUUGGAACACAGGUCAACGGAACGAAGGAUUUCAGCGCGCGAAGGGUGGUUAUGGGUAUGUGGUAGCACCGAACCGAAUCGAGGCAAAAAAAAAGACAUUAGCUGCAGGAUUUCACACUGUAAUUGUAAUUAUUCGAAAUAAUUCACAUUAGGAAUUUAAUUUGACUGGUUCGUUUUCUGUGCGUGUACUUUGUACGAAUGCUGGCUGGGGCUUGUUGCGCGGGUAUAUAAUACUUGGCUGGACUGAGCAAGCGAUUCCUCUUUAGUUUUAUCUAAGCUAUAACUACACUGUAAAAACAGUCAUUUGUUGGAUUUUCGAAAA